AUUAAAUUAAAAUUAUUUUUAAGUAUGAAAGAAGAAAAUUCAUGCUCUCUUUCAAGUACUUUCUCCUUAAAACCUGCUGCAAAAUUAGAUAGAGGGAGAUGGAAGGCAGAAGAACACGAACUAUUUCUCAAGGGUGUGAAGAUGUAUGGCAGAGACUGGAAGAAGAUUGAGCGUCUUGUGGGAACUAGAACUGGCCCUCAGAUCAGAAGCCACGCACAGAAGUAUUUUAACAAAGUAAACAAAGAAAAGCAGCAGCAUGAAGGUACUAGCAGCCCUUCCUCUUCAAAUAAGGGUUCAGCAACCUCGUUAUUUAGUCUGACAGAGUUAAAGAGGUCUACAAAGAAAGAACACGACAAAACUCGCAGGUUGAAAAAUAGAUCGAUCCCUAAAAUGGAAGAUUCCAUAUUCAAAUCCAAAGUUGGAACUGCUGAGAAUUCCCUGAAUCCAGACGAAAUGAAGUAUCUGGACAACACUGUGAGAGAAAGCGGCAUAAAUACAUCUCUAGAACAAAGCAGUGGCAAGAGAUUUUAUAGUGAAGAUGAAGUCCUGCUGCUGAUCAAGAACUUAGUUAAGGAAUUUGGCAAUAUUGUGGACAAAAUUUCCAACAAUCGUCCCUCUUUUUCACCUGGCAAUGGCGGGCUUGGAAAUUUGAAUUCAAUUUUGAUCCUAUCUUUAAUGAUGGGCGAACAGAGUAAGGCUCCAAUGCCUCAAAAUCUCUUUAAUAGUCCUAUGGAUGGGCUUAAUACCAAUCUUUUGACUUCAUUGUCAGAUAUCUCAAAAAUAGCUUCUUUGCCGAGCAUGGUCAACUUGCCUGGGCUUCCAAAGCCAAAUGACUUGAGUGCCUUGCUUAAUAGUCAGGUCCAGAAAAAGGGAGAAGAGAAGAUUAGUUCUGAAAAUUUGUUAAAAAUACCAAAGAUCAAAAGCUGUCCGAAGGUAAAUAACCCAAGCUUGGAUGUUUUCCUCGAAGGGGAAUGUAUCUCCCAAUCAGAUAAUUCUAUAAACCUCCCAGGACAUCCUAAGCCUGCUGUCCCAACAUUCUCUUCUGGAGGAACUGGGUUCAAGAGGUAUGACAACCUUCAAGUGGAAGGUAAGGAGGAGCUAUUUUCAAUUCCUACUUUGGAAUCAAAGCAGGAUGCUAACUAAUUUCAUCAAAUUUUUCGUUUAAAUAAACUCGACAUUUUUGUUUU
Moneuplotes crassus is the source of this 1187-nucleotide messenger RNA. Lineage: Eukaryota; Ciliophora; Spirotrichea; Euplotida; Euplotidae. The record is from the annotation of a GenBank genome assembly.